CACCUUACUCCGUGACGCAAUUCCACUUGUCGACUUCAUAUGACUACCUUAAUAUAUCCCAUGCUUUGCUCCCGGGCUUCCCUCCAAGCUUGUCCCUAUUACUACGACUUGGGACCCCGACCUUGAUACCUUGUUAUGAUAUCCCUUGUUUGACCUUUCUCAGUCUCACACCAUGUUUGCAAAUUCCUCCGCUGGCGGCGACAACUUGCGCAAGAGCUGUCACUUCUGCCGUCGUCGGAAGAUUAAAUGCUCAGGCCAGAGCAAGGGCAUUUGUACGGCGUGCAAGGAGCGUGGUAUUGACUGCAUCUACGACCUCGAGUCUGCAAAAGGUCGUCCCAGAGGCUCAUCUAGCAACAAGCAUGCCUCCAAAGGCAGCAUCUCAGGCAGGUCGUCUCACAGUGAAGAGAGAGGCUCGGCGCCUCCCCGUUCGUCAGAGGACUCCUCCGAGGGUCACCGCCUACCACCCGAGUUCUACAGGCGAGAGACGGGCAACUUUGUCACUAGUGGUACUAUCGGUGAGGCUCUUGAGUUCCUAUAUCUCGGCGCCUUCACAGACGUCCCUGGCAUCGAACGAAAUGCCUUCCAAGCCUCGCUCAACAACUUUGUCCGGAAGCUAGAGCCCAGUCCGGAAGGCUUUAUUCACAGUCUCGGUUUCCGGACAGAUCAUCCACCUGCUGCCAUUUCCUACGACGACCUCUUCGCUUUCAUGAGCCAGGAGCUAGUCGGCCUGCUCUCAUCGAGAUUCGGGCACCUUGGCACAUGUCUAAACGAAGACCCCAGAGCAGGCUUCUACGUUAACGGCGUUGCUCGAGACCGCUCCCAGCGCAUGUUUGGCAACAAUAUUACCUUCGAUACCAACCCUAUCACCGAAAUCGACGACCAGGUCCGGAUGCAGCUGAUUGAAGUCUGGUUCAGCGUGCACCCACUCUCCAUGCUUCUCUCCAAAACACUCUUCCUGCAGACGUGCAAGAACAACGAAUACGACGAGGCUCUGCUUGCUGUCAUUCUGGCUGACGCUCAGCACUUCCACAACGCGGGCCAGUAUACAGAUCUGGAGGGGAGACUGUUCAAGCACGCUGAUAAUUGUGUACGCUCGCGCUCCGUGGAUACCUGUGAUAUUCCCACCUCUCAGGCCCUCAUGCUUCUUGGCUGGCAUGAGAUGUGUACACGGAAUACAAAACGAGCUUCGUGUCUCAUUGGCUAUUCUGGUCAAAUAUCAUCCAAGAUUCAGGCUCAGAUGAGUGAUGGUACUCGUGUUGCAGGUAGCCGCGUUAACGGUAUUGAUGUCGAUGCCGUGGAGACAGAGCUAGUUCGUAACCUUCACUGGCUAUCCUUUUCCACCACACUAUGGGCAUACAUGGAAAUGGGAGAGCCAUUUGCGACUGUACUACAACGCGGCCUCCCCCCAGACUUCCCGUCCGUAGACGAAACCCAAUCAGCCGUCAUCAAACUCGACAUCGCCAGCGACAUCGUGUCCACUUUUCAGGCACAAGCCCGCAUGAUUCGAGGCUUGUGGCCACUGGCACAGAUUGUUUCCACCAGCGCCCACAUAUAUGCCCUGUAUCCACACGAGAGUGAAGCUCCCAGUCAGGGCAACACAUCGUGGCAGCACCGUCCUGUCAACCAACUGCGCCGGCUCCUCAACUUCAACGAAGACUUUAAUGCUCUGUGUCAGAAGAUCAAGAAGGUUCUGAUGGACGCUAUCCAGACCCUGAAUACCGAGAUCCGGAAUUGGACCUCCAAGGCUUUUGUCACUAUCGCAUAUUAUGUACUCAUCAUCCACCUCAAUUUUCCCAACCACAUCGAUGCUGCUGACACAUCCGUUCCUACCACCUACUUGAUCCGCGACUUUCUCGCCUCUAGCACAGAUCUACUCCGCAUCCUCGCCCAAGUCACAGGGUCUCAGAAGCCAUCUUGCCGACUCACUAGCUCCCAUACCGCCACAUCCACUCUCAACAUUGUCGAUAUCAUCCCCCUCGGCCUAGACGUCUGCGGGCGUGGCCUCAUCCAUCUACACGACCGCGCGCUCGCCGGCCCCAAAUCCGACCACGAAGCUGUCUCCAGCGCAGCAACCCAACUGCAAGGCCUCGCAACCGAACUCCACUCCGUCGCCAAGGACGACCUUAUCCUGACCACAACCCGCGUGCGGCCCGCCAAACGCACCCUCAAAACCGCAAAGAAUCAAUUCGCAGCCUUUACUUCACUCAGUGACAUGCGUAAGCCAAACACACACCCCCUCACUGGCGUCGAAAUGGUCGACUCCGUCAAUACCUCUCCUACACCGGACUUCAUCGCCGAAAACCCCGCAAAUCCCCACACAACCGCAACUACAAACCCUAGCAUCCCAAACAUAACUUACAGCUCCAUCGACCCAUCUUUCGCACACUCUUCUCCAGGCUCCGGCUCCCUCACCCACGCUGUCCCUGUGCCCACAACUGAUCUCGACCCCAUGUCCAUGGACAUGGACAUGAGCAUGGGCACCUGGGCUAGCCCAGAAUCACUCUUCAUCACGUCCUUCCCACCCAACCCAUACGCCAACGGCGAGGGCUGGAACCAUAACCACCACCACCACGCUGCCACACACCUAGACGCCCCAAUGCCAUUUUCAUCAGACCACGCAAAUGGACGCAAGCCUAGCCAUACAAGUGGAGGCGGGCCUUUGCCGCCACCGCUCAGCCCGACGAGUUUCAACGAGAUGUUUUUCAGCGGCGUCGGUGCUGUCGAGCAUACGCCUGUAAUGCCGAUGAACACGAGGUUCUGGUGAGAUUGCGCCGGACUGGGAAGGUGGUAGACUCGGCGACAUCGGCAAGAUAGAUGGGAUUAUUGGCGAUGUUGGUGAACCUCGAGCAAUGACACGAAAAAUCCCCAAGAAACCAAGAGACAAGGUACUAGUGCAUAGACGGCAGGCAGACUGGGACAUUUCUACUUUAUGAGGGACUUUGAUGGAGGGCAUCUUACAACGACACGCAAAAACGCCCCUCAUCAACCCACGCACCUUCUACCACAACACAAUGACUAUGUAUUAAUAUGGCCACAUCAAUACCCUCUUCCCCUAGUCUAGUCUAGAUGGCGCUUUGGAGUUUGGAAAGUGGAGACUUUUGUCAUUGUAGCGAGGGAGGCGCGUAGCACGCAAUGUUUAUUCCAAAUCGUCUUAGUGGGACUGUCUGUAUUACAGGAUAUUAGAUUAAAGUAUAUAGCAUAGCAUAGCAUGAAGGUAUCAACCUAGAUCGAAGCAUCUGAUUAUA
Messenger RNA from Pseudovirgaria hyperparasitica, 3245 nucleotides. RefSeq lists its product as uncharacterized. Gene Ontology annotation, biological process: DNA-templated transcription; regulation of DNA-templated transcription. The record is from RefSeq and is a predicted model, not a curated record. Gene Ontology annotation, molecular function: DNA-binding transcription factor activity, RNA polymerase II-specific; DNA binding; zinc ion binding. Gene Ontology annotation, cellular component: nucleus. The coding region runs from base 173 to 2764 and encodes 863 amino acids. The transcript has a single exon. NCBI's taxonomy places the organism in Eukaryota, Fungi, Ascomycota, Dothideomycetes, Acrospermales, Acrospermaceae.